GGGACUAGUGCGUGGUGGGAAGGGGCGGGAUCCUGCCGCCGCGGCUGCCGCUGGAGCCGGUGUCCGGGCUGGUGAUGGGGUUAAUUCCCUUCCGUGAGACUCUUCCUUGCAACCAGCCGGCCCCGCCGUCGCCCCGCCGCGCCGCGCUCACGCCGCCGCCUCCUGCUCCUUCUCCUCAGUAACGCGGGCUACCGAAAGGUAUGAUAUAUUUGAUCCAAGACAGUCCAUUUCAGCCCCGGAAUCUACAGUGGUGACAAGGACAUGGGACUCCUCCUGCCAGAUUACUGUUGGUUCAAUACAAUUGACAUCCUGGCUGACAACUGUGAAAAGGAACCUUGGGUUAUUUUAUUUUAUUUUUGUGGAACACCACAAUCCCAGAUCCAUAGGACACAUCAGGCUUCAAGUUCCCUGUAGAAUUCUAAAAUAACCUUUGCUAAUGAGGAUGUCUGAUAUUGUUAUUAUAAAAGAUGAAACUGAAACAAUGAAGGAUUUGGAGGCAGAAGUGAAAGAUACAACCAGAGUUGAAAAUCUUAUUAAAUCAGAAAACUAUGGGAAGAUUUUGCCAGAGAAGAAUGAACAUUGUAUUGACAACAAUAUUGAUUUGCAGCGGCCCCUGCAGUCAUUUGGACAGACAGGAAAAAGGUCUAAGUCAAGCUCAAAGUUAAAGCUAGUUCGGAGCCUUGCAGUGUGUGAAGAAUCUCCACCACCCCCUGCAGCAGAGAUAUCACAGGAGACCCAGGAAAAAAUUCAAAUCCAGUUAACACAAUCAUUUGAAAAAGAGGAAAAGCCCUCAAAAGAUGAAACAGAUAAAGAAAAAGCCAGUGAUAAGUUGCCCAGAAAAAUGUUAUCAAGAGAUUCCAGUCAAGAAUACACUGAUUCAACUGGCAUAGAUCUACAUGAAUUUUUAGUAAAUACAUUAAAAAACAAUCCCAGGGACAGAAUGAUGCUGCUGAAAUUGGAACAAGAAAUUUUAGAUUUCAUUGGUAAUAAUGAGUCCCCACGUAAAAAGUUUCCUCCAAUGACAUCUUACCACAGGAUGCUAUUACACAGAGUGGCUGCCUACUUUGGAUUAGACCAUAAUGUUGACCAGAGUGGAAAGUCUGUCAUCGUGAACAAAACUAGCAACACAAGAAUACCUGAUCAGAAAUUUAAUGAGCACAUUAAGGAUGAUAGGGGAGAAGACUUCCAGAAACGAUACAUUCUUAAGAGAGAUAACUCUAGCUUUGAUAAAGAUGAUAGCCAGAUGAGAAUACGUUUAAAGGACGACAGGAGAAGCAAAUCCAUAGAAGAAAGAGAAGAAGAGUACCAGAGAGCUAGAGAUCGGAUAUUUUCCCAAGAUUCUCUUUGUUCCCAAGAAAACUAUAUUAUUGAUAAAAGAAUCCAAGAUGAGGACACUAGUGGUACCCAACAGAGGCGCCAGAUAUUUAGAGUCAAUAAAGAUGCUUCAGGGAGAUCAACAAACAGCCAUCAGAGCAGCACUGAAACCGAGUUGAAGUGCUCAGAGCCUCGGCCCUGGAGCAGCACAGAUUCAGACAGCUCCUUCCGGAACCUGAGACCUGCUGUGACCAAAGCCAGCAGCUUUAGUGGGAUCUCGGUCCUGACGAGAGGUGACAGCUCUGGAAGCAGCAAAAGCAUAGGCAGGCUUUCAAAAACAGGAUCUGAGUCUUCAGGUAGCGUAGGGUCCUCUACAGGCUCUCUUUCUCAUACCCAGCAGCCUCUCCCAGGUUCAGCUCUUAGCCAAGCUUCUCAUGGCGCACCUGUCAUCUACCCGGCAGCCAGCACUCACAGCUCUCUUUCCUUUGAUGGUGGCCUCAGUGGGCAAGGUGCAUCUCCUAGCCCUAGCUUCCUUUUGCUUCCCUUGGAAGCAACUGGCAUACCACCUGGCAGUAUUCUGAUCAACCCACAGACAGGUCAGCCCUUCCUGAACCCAGAUGGAACCCCAGUUGUGUACAAUCCUCCCAUGACUCAACAGCCAGUUCGAACCCAAGUGCCUGGUCCUCCACAGCCACCUCUGCCACCCCCACCACCUCAGCAGCCAGCAGCCGGUCACAUUUUCUCACAGGAUAACCUUGGUUCUCAGUUCAGCCACAUGAGUCUUGCCCGCCAGCCAUCAGCUGAUAGUUCCGACCCUCAUGCCACCAUGUUCCAGUCCACUGUCGUUCUUCAGUCUCCACAGCAGUCUGGUUACAUUGUGACGACAGCACCCCCACAUCCGCCUCCACCACCUCCUCCUCCCCCUCCUCCUUCCCUGCCACCUGGGCAGUCAGUCCCCACUGCCAGUUUCUCUGCCUCUGGGCAUCCUGUCAGCCAGCCUGGGCUCCAGCAGCAGGGGUAUCUUCCUCAGCCCUCACCACAGAUGCCAGCCUGUUACUGUGCUCCAGGCCACUAUCACUCCAGCCAGCCUCAGUACCGCCCUGUCCCUUCUGUCCAUUAUAGUUCACAUCUAAACCAACCACUGCCACAGCCUGCACAGCAGACAGGUUAUCAAGUUGUGCCCAACCAGCAGCAAAACUACCAAGGAAUAGUUGGAGUUCAGUCACCCCAGAGUCAGAGCCUCGUGGGAGGCCAGCCAAACAACACUGGAACCCAUAUCCAAGGAGUGGUCAUCCCCUACCCUUCAGUGCCAUCAUAUCAGGUUUCACUGCCUCAAGGUUCUCAAGGAAUUGCCCAUCAGACUUACCAACAGCCUGUUGUGUUCCCUAACCAAUCUAAUCAAGGAUCUCUGCCUACAACAGGGAUGCCAGUGUACUACAGUGUCCUUCCACCUGGCCAACAAAGUAAUUUAAGCUCUGCAGUCAGUUACUUACAGCAUCCAGGGUCAGAACAAGUACAGUUUCCUCGAACCACAUCACCAUGCAGUUCUCAACAGCUCCAAGGCCACCAAUGUGCAGCUCUGCCACAGCAGCCACCUGGCGGAGGGAUGCUGAUGAUGCAGCUCAACCUACCGAACAAUGCACAGUCUCGGGCACACUCACCCCCACAGUGGAAACAAAACAAGUAUUACUGUGACCAUCAGCGAGGGCAGAAGUGUGUGGAAUUUAGUAACAUAGAUAAUAUUGUCCAGCACAGUCCUCAACUUAGCAGCCCCAUCAUUUCACCUGUGCAGUCACCGGCUCCAGCUCAGCUGUCCACCCUGAAGAGCGUCCGACCCUCGGGACCACCACUUUCCAUCAUGUCCCAGUUUGCUCGACCUUUUGUCCCUGGGCAGGGAGAUGCCAGGUAUCCACUGCUUGGCCAGCCCCUGCAGUACAACCCUCCUACUCUUCUUCAUGGACACAUUCCACACCAACAGGGUCAGUCUGGCAGCAGGCAUGGAAACCGAGGACGCAGACAAGCCAAGAAAGCUGCCUCCACUGACCUUGGAGCCGGCGAAGCAGUUGUUGGCAAAGUCUUGGAAAUCACAGAGCUACCAGAUGGGAUAACUCGAGUGGAAGCUGAGAAGCUUUUUGGGGAACUCUUUAAAAUUGGCGCCAAGAUCCGAUGGCUGCGGGACCCCCAGUCCCAGCCCCAGCUACAUCGUCCUGCUCUCUGCUGUGGUAGUGGGGAUAGCACUGUCCACCCCGAGCGCUCUAAACCCAGUGACCUGGCCUCUACCUACACUGUCUUAGCCACGUUCCCCUCCAUCUCAGCUGCACAGAGUGCGCUGAGGAAGCAGAUCCACUCAGUGAACAAGUUCAAGCUGAGAAUGAGCAAGAAGCACUACGACUCCCACGUCUUGGAAAGGGCGAGUUCUCAGUAAAGCAGCCGCCUCUGGACCCUCUAUCAUCCCCCGCCCCGCCCGCCUGCCCGCCCUCUCCCCGCUGAUUGGCUUGAUUCGUGGAGAGGAUGUUAAUAUAGAGGCUCCUGGGAUGUGUGGCCACAUGGUACAGCUUUUGGAAGAAAGGGAGGGGGAGAUGCCCAUUUCACCCCAGUGACUAUAGGAACCCACACAGGAAUGAUACAGAGUAAGCAGCUUUUUCUAAGGAAAUGCUGUUCAGAUGCCUCCUAACUUUUAUAGUUAUUUUGUUUUAUAUUUCUGAAUUCUUGUAUCAGAUCCAAAGCUCUAUUGUACAGCAAAUUAUUCUUCAAAGUGAUUAUAACCAGUUGCAGCCUGUAUUUCUUUUUGCGGCCAGCACAGUGUGAACCAGCUCAGACUUUGGGAAAAAAAAAAAAAAAAAAAGAAUGCAGGAAUGGAAUAACCAAGUCAAAACCAUGUCAAAACUAUCCUCUGGGGGUGCUGAGGGUGCUGAGGAGACCCACAAAUAGACAAUUACUCCUCCACUGAAUUGCUAAACACAGAAAAGUUUUCCAGGAAAUCCAGAACUCCCCAACAGGGUCCUUCCUUCAUUUAGGUAGUAUGGCCAUUAAGUGUAAGGUAAUUAUGUUCUCAAUGCCUCUUAGUAAAACCACUUAGGUUAAAAAGAAAUAGGAAUCAUCCUAGGCAGGAAAAUUAUUCCACUUUUUUUUAAGUGUCCUUCCAAUAACUAAAUGCCACUCCUGUGCAUUCUCCUGUGUGGAUAUUUUGUCACCUGAGGAAAUGCACGUGACGAGUGCUGAAAACUUCUUAAGUGGUUUGAAUUUUGUUUUCAUUGUUUGCAGCGGAUUACUGGACAUCAAAGAUUCAUUGCACUUAUGAACAAGGAACCUUAUUUUCAGUUUCUGUGUAAUUUUGCAAGGCUGUACAAUGUGCUGAUGCAAGCCUUUUUCAGUUCAAGAGAAUAAAUGUUUACAAAUGUA
This is a messenger RNA of Phodopus roborovskii (desert hamster), 4716 nucleotides long. RefSeq names its product R3H domain containing 1 (gene R3hdm1). The coding region runs from base 437 to 3739 and encodes 1100 amino acids. Gene Ontology annotation, molecular function: nucleic acid binding. The transcript is spliced from 26 exons. NCBI's taxonomy places the organism in Eukaryota, Metazoa, Chordata, Mammalia, Rodentia, Cricetidae. The record is from RefSeq and is a predicted model, not a curated record.